This is a messenger RNA of Monopterus albus (swamp eel), 4007 nucleotides long. Its product is annotated as aminopeptidase N-like. The record is from RefSeq and is a predicted model, not a curated record. Gene Ontology annotation, biological process: peptide catabolic process; proteolysis. The coding region runs from base 1067 to 3910 and encodes 947 amino acids. NCBI's taxonomy places the organism in Eukaryota, Metazoa, Chordata, Actinopteri, Synbranchiformes, Synbranchidae. Gene Ontology annotation, molecular function: zinc ion binding; metalloaminopeptidase activity; peptide binding. Gene Ontology annotation, cellular component: plasma membrane; cytoplasm. The transcript has 20 exons.
UUUUUUACAUGCAUGAUAUGAAAAGGUGCUCUCACAAGUCUCAUUAAUAUCACUUCCCUACUAGGCCAUAAAUCAGACAUAAUGAAUAAUGUAAAACAGGAAUGGGGCCUCCACCUGGCUCUGUCUCACUGUGAUUUGCCUUCAUUGUUGUAUGAUCUUACUAUUUCAGUAUAUCUGGGCUGGUUUGAUAUCCUUGACCCUCCAACAAUAACAUCUGUUCUCAGUACAAAUAAUUCCCUCAUGCAGCUCAGGCCCUGUUUUCCUACGCUGUUCCCAUAUUGCCUAUUUGUCACCAUGUGUUUCCCCUCCUGAGGUGUGGAAUAUGUUUGUGUGUGUGAUGGUCAUGGUUCCCUGAUGCUGGGGUUUUCCAGCCAAUUCAGUGAUUUUCUGUUCUCCACCUCUUUUUUUCCUCCUCUUUUAUCCAGCUCACACAGCACUCCUCUCUUCAUAUACUUCUCAUUUGUUUCUUGUUUGGAAGCCAUCAUUUAAUAUGGUUUUACCUGACCGUGGAAGGCAGCAGUUAGAGGAACGGACGCUACAACUUGGAACUCUGAGCACACUGUGGUUUUAUGUUCUUAAGGAUUUUCUUCAUGAGCAGCUCUUGUAUCCAGCAAGAAGUUCUGACUGAUUUGAGCAGUGUGUGUUAUGUUCACAGAAAGGGACUGCGAGGAAGUGUGUGCUGAUGAGAUGGAGAGUCCAGCAUGAGGAUAAGAUGUUCCUUGAGGUUUAACCCAACCCUUCUAUUAGUGGCAAAAACACAGUAACCACCUCCAGAUGUUGGCGAGCACAAUUUGACUGAUUAUUUACAACAAGAGCAAUGACCCUUGUCCCCUUCACACUAUAUAACACUUACUCUUUGGUCUUUCUGUAAUGCCUAAGUUAAUGCUUAAUCUAAGUACAGGCCCUUAAUUGCUAAGGCCAAGCCCUGUUUAUGGGAGGGAGGUUACUUGGAUAUGUUCAAAUCAGUCAUUGCAGUUAGGAGGCAUACAGGCUCAGGGACUCACCAGACUCAUCUCUACCAGUCAAGCAACAAGACCUAGAAGACAAAAGAAAGGAAGCAGCCAACAUGCCGAAAGAGUCCUUCAUAUUCAAGGCUGUUGCCACCACCUUUGUCAUUCUGACCAUCUCUGUCAUUGCCGGCAUUGUCACUAUGAUCAUUUUCUACAAAACUCAGAUCUCCACAGUGAAGCCAACACCUCGUCCGACCUUCCCGUCCACCACCACAGGACCACCACCUGUCAUGCGGCUGCCAAGGAACCUCAUACCUGAUAGUUACACAGUCUUCCUUCAGCCUGACUUCUACACCCGAAUCAUUGAGGUGGAAAACGUCACCAGUCCAAACCAGACGAUGCUCUUCACCGGAAACUCUACUGUUAACUUUCACUGUGUCCAGAGGACUAGCACCAUCUACCUCCACAGUACUGAGCUGGACGUAGAUGGUGCAGUGGUGAAGAACAGAGACACAAAUAAGAAGAUGGAUGUUGGGGAAAUAAAACACAAAGAUGAAAGUUCCUUUCUUGAGGUCCCGUUGGAGGAAACGUUAGAGGCAGGAAGAAACUACAGUUUGUUUCUGAAUUUCAAGGGAAAAAUGUCAAAAAAUCUUGAUGGCCUUUAUGUAAGCUCAUAUGUUGAAGGUUCCCCAGCUUAUGAAGGUGAUGAAAAUGCAGAGAGAUUCCUUGCCACCACCAAUAUGGAGCCAACAGAGGCCAGGAGAGUGUUUCCUUGUUUCGAUGAGCCAGAAAUGAAGGCUGUGUUUCAUGUGACCAUAAUCCACAGACAUGGCACAACAGCUCUAGCAAAUGCAAAAAUGAAAGAUUCCAGUAUUAUAGAUGAUGACUGGACAGUUACUAUUUUCGAUCCAACACAGAGGAUGUCUACAUACUUGUUUGCCUUCACAGUUUCAGAGUUCAAAUCAAUCAACUCCCCACAUGAACGUGUGGAAAUUAAAACUUUUGCUCGUCCUGAGGCCACUACAGCAGGACACACUGAAUAUGCAGCCAGCAUCACUGGAAAGAUUCUCGAGUUCUAUGAGAAUUAUUUUGAUAUUAAUUACUCACUAAAAAAGCUAGACCAAAUUGCAGUGCCAGACUUAUAUCCUCUAGCAAUGGAAAAUUGGGGAUUGGUCACAUACCAGGAAGGAAGUCUGCUCUACGAAGAAGGCGUGUCCUCAUUGUUGCACAAGGAAGACAUUGCUACUGUCAUUGCACAUGAACUUGCACAUCAGUGGUUUGGAAAUCUAGUGACGAUGAAAUGGUGGAAUGACCUUUGGCUGAAUGAAGGCUUUGCCACGUAUAUAUCUUAUUUUGCAGUGGACGAUGUUGAACCAUCAUUCAAAAUAAUUGACACAUUUGUUUUGACUGACCUUCAUACAGCGUUUGUGGAGGAUGCUCUGGCUUCAUCCCAUCCUCUAAGUCCUCCACAGGAAGAUGUCCAGAGCAUUUAUGAGAUUAAUGGGAUGUUUGAUUCCAUAACCUACUGUAAGGGGGCACUUGUGCUGAGAAUGCUGGCAGAUAUUGUGGAUGAAAGAGUUUUCAACACAGGGGUCAAGAGGUAUCUCCGGGACUUCCGCUAUAACAACACUGACCGGAACGACUUCUGGGAGUAUAUACAAAAGGCUGUCGAUGAGGACGGUGGCCACACCAAGGUUGCCAAGGUGAUGGACAGCUGGACUAAUCAAAUUGGCUAUCCUGUCCUCACCAUCAACACUACCAAUGGAGAAAUUUACCAGAAGCACUUCCUGUACAAUGACUCUUCUGAAUCUAGUCUUUGGUGGUACAUCCCAAUCAGAGUCAUGUCAAAUACAUCUGAUUCUUCCCUAGUCUGGUUGGACACCAGUGCCCCAGUAAAAAAAGACAAAUUCCUUUCUAAGUCAGGAGAGUGGAUCUUGGCAAAUGUAAACUGUACUGGAUACUACAGAGUCAAUUACAACCCUGAGAAUUGGGAACGCCUCCUGACUCAGCUGGAGACAAACCCACGGCGGAUCCCACUGAUGAACAGAGGGCAGCUGGUUGAUGAUGCAUUUAACCUGGCAAGGGCCGAACUUGUCAAUGUGACUCUGGCUCUGAACGCAACCCGCUUCCUUUCCAAUGAGACAGAGUAUGCUCCCUGGGAGUCUGCUGUUAGGAACCUUGAGUACUUUGUCCUCAUGUUUGACCGCACCGAGGUGUAUGGACCCAUGCAGGCGUACCUCUGCAAACAGGUUACAGGGCUAUAUGACUUCUUCAGGAACUACACAGAAAAUUCAAAAGUCCCAGAUGACCACUCCUUACAGCACAACCAGAUCACUGCCAUACAGGUGGCAUGUUCCAGUGGACUCUCAGACUGCGUGACAAUGGCUAGUGAGAUGUUUGCCAACUGGAUGAAGAACAGCACUACUAACAACAUCCACCCCAACCUGCGGUCUGUGAUCUACUGCCAAGCUCUGGCUGCAGGUGGCCAGACAGAGUGGGAGUUUGCCUGGAACAGGUUUCAGAGCUCCAGCGACACCUCUGAGAAAGAGCAGCUCCGUGAAGCUCUGUCCUGCACCAAGAAGAUUUGGCUGCUGAACAGAUACCUGGAGUAUACUUUGAACCCUGACAAGAUACGUCUGAUGGAUGUUGAUUCCACUAUAAUCUACAUAGCCAGGAAUGUGGCGGGUCAGGCGCUGGCCUGGAACUUCAUUAGAGCGCACUGGGAAUACGUCAGUCAGGAGGGUGGAGCCUCACUGAUUGAAGGAGUGACCAGCAGGUUCUCAACACAGUUUGAACUAGAGGAGCUGGAGCAUUUUGCAACUAAAUAUGAUGUGGAAUAUGCUACCAGGGCAGUAAACCAGGCCAUAGAGCAAACCCGGGUCAACAUUGAGUGGGUCCGCAAGAACAAAGAGAUUGUACUAGAGUGGUUUGAAAGAGAAUCAACUUCACAGUGUUUAUAGCCUCUCAGGCUAGUGGUGCUGGCAGUCUCUGCCUCCACUGAAUCCACUUCACAACAACUGAGCAAGAGUGACUGUCACUGUGAUUCAUGAGAGAAAA